AUGAUGUGGAAGGAAUGGCCACCACAGGCAGACGUAACCGUACGAGACAAGAAUCGCUCAGAGAGAGUGCUCUAUAGUUAGUAAUUACCAGUUUAACAUAACUGUCUAGGGUUUCUCUGUCUACAAUUUGUUAGUGAAAAGCUCUCGGCGAAGAAGCAGCAUGUGACUUGUUUGAUAUUCCAUACCGAUUCCACUAAAGACUGCAUAUGAAAACUUAAAUCAUAAGAAAGGGCCAUAUUCGCCUUGCAAGAUUUCAGAUUUUGGCAUCGUGCAGCUACGACGAUACAAUAAAACUUUACAAAGAAGAUGACGAUGACUGGUAAGUUAUUUCUUUACUGAUAAUAUUUUUGGAAAGAUUUAAAUGUCACAACGCGUACAGGAUAUACUUAUUUUUUGUCCGUUUUUUAACUGUUACCCGAGCAUUUUGCGUCUCGCAAGAUAGGAAACAUAGUGGCCACCCUGAAGACAUGGCAAACUUAAUGCCCUCUUGACAAAGUGACCGUUAAGCAUAGGCGAAGACAAUAAAAAGAUAACUUGUUCCGACCAUAGUUAAUUGAGUGGAAUGGUUAUGAAACCCGUCAGACUCCUUUGUUAUAUGUUUUUGUGGACUUAAAAGUGCACAACGUUCAAAAGAAUUCCUAUCAUUUUGAUUGUGUUGACCAAUAAAAACGUUGCAUUAAUUUAUUCCGUAACAAUUUGUCAACAGAAAACAAAGGAUUGUGCACUUUCAGGGUGCUUCCAACAUAAACUGCAGCACUGUUGUUUUUAUCAUUGAUGUUUGCCGCUUUUCAUAACCAGUCUCCUCUAAUAACUAUGUUCGGACCAUGGGUUUGACAGUAAUUAUGAGAAAUGUUUUUGGAGACUUUGGUAAGUGAGCACAUAACAAAGGAUGGCCUCAUAAUGUAGGGGUUUGACUGUAUAUCUUCAGUUUACUGAAUUGUCCCAAAAUUUUCAGCAGUUUCACCGCAAAUAUAUUUUUGAAGAUUUGACGUCAUUUCCGUGAUUCAUAAGAGGGUUGUCAAAAGAAAGUUGUGAUCGGUUGCUUGUUAAUUAAGCAUGUGGUCUGAGGUUUGAUGAUAGUGACGAUGAUAACUACGAGGCUAUAGUAAAUAGCAUUGAUAACGUUACGUUGUGUGUUCUUUAAAUUUGCAGGUCUUGUUUUGAUACGUUAGAAGGUCACGAGUCUACAGUGUGGGCUAUUAGUUUUGACAAAACUGGUGACAGGAUGGGUUGGUACCACUGAGGUUUCUGUUAGUUAUCACAGCCACACGUUUUGAUAUGUGGAAUACUGCCUAAGAAUUGCUGUGAUUACGUUUAUUUCCACCCUUUUUUUGAAAGGAUAUAAACAACAGCUUGUGACAGAAAUUAUUUUAACAAACAACAGCUGUCACUCAACCUACCUUUGAGGUUCUUUAUGUAAAGUUUCAUAUUGUUUUUAAGUUAAACAUCAUUAUAACUCAGUUCUCUCCAAAAAAGAGUACACGUUUAAGCUUUUAGACUCUUUUUUUUUCGCUCUUAACCCAAAUCACAUGUAGUCCUACGCCUUAACUAUCGUUUUUGUUAUUGUUAGAUGUAACUAGGAAGUCUAAAAAUACUUAUAAAACGGAAUUACGUCCUUUAUACUACUACAUGAGAAAUUACUGCAAUUUGAUUGGCUUAGAGCAGUGGUAUUUCAGCUUACUUUGAAAUACCAACAUAUGAAAAUUACAAAUCUUUUGCGGGUAGUAGUAUAAACAAAUCAUAGAAUGAUUUGUACGUGAUAUUUGGCAUAAAUACCACUCGUGAUAUUUCAAAAUUGUCUCAAAUUUCACUCGCCCGACGGCUCGUGAAAUUACGUAUGACAAUUUUGAAAUAUCACUACUAAUCGUGCUAUUACCUGCACUAAGUGAAAAUUCCUUGAAUGUUAUACCAGAUAGGCUGGUUAGGAUCUGUAUUUUAACCGUUUUGGUUUACUUCCUUUUCCUGUUUUUUUUUUUUUUUCAGUUUCGUGUAGUGAUGAUGACAAAACUAAGAAUAUGGCAGUGUUAUGAACCUGGAGAUGAAGUAGGUAUUUAUUUAGCUCUAAUACAUGCACAGGACGUGGUUGCAUUGAGCGCAUAAGUGCGAAUUCGCUUCAACCGUUACCGACUUUUCUGCAGAAGAAUUCUUUCUGCUCUCCGACUCUUGUGUUCAAUUCCUUGUGUUUAAUCCGCCAUCGGUCGUGUUAUCCGUGAUAAUGCAGUUGCAGCAAGUUGCGUUGUGCACAACAACCACUUCGUAGCCAAAACAGAGUGUUUGGCAUUCACUUUCGCAACAGAGCUAUGAUGUAAAGUCCCAGGAGUUUACUUCCCUCUUUCCUAGCCAUAUGCCCCAUUACGUUUACUACUAACGAUGACAUUUUCUGCCUGUGUUUACCUUGAAUAAAGGUGUGCCAACCCACGGAAGUGACCCGAAAUGGAAGACAGUCUGCGUCUUAUCUGGCUAUCACGACCGAACCGUUUAUGAUGUUCACUGGUGA
This is a messenger RNA of Porites evermanni, 2497 nucleotides long. NCBI's taxonomy places the organism in Eukaryota, Metazoa, Cnidaria, Anthozoa, Scleractinia, Poritidae. The record is from the annotation of a GenBank genome assembly.